Messenger RNA from Cyprinus carpio (common carp), 3954 nucleotides. RefSeq names its product homeobox protein Hox-B10a-like. Lineage: Eukaryota; Metazoa; Chordata; Actinopteri; Cypriniformes; Cyprinidae. The record is from RefSeq and is a predicted model, not a curated record. Gene Ontology annotation, cellular component: nucleus. Gene Ontology annotation, biological process: regulation of transcription by RNA polymerase II. Gene Ontology annotation, molecular function: DNA-binding transcription factor activity, RNA polymerase II-specific; RNA polymerase II cis-regulatory region sequence-specific DNA binding.
AAUUUUAGACUCUUAUUAUCAAUGUUAUUUAAUAUAUAUCUUGUCUUUUUUUACUUUAAAUGUCAGCAAAUACAAAACAAAACUGUCGUUAAAUAUUUAUUAACAAUAUCAAAAGCAUCACGCAAAGCCCAGUGUGCAAGUCCAGUAUUUUUUUAACAUGUAUGUUGACCUAAUAUGUAAAGACAUUGCUAAAUUAGUUUAGUUCACCUUGACUAUAUAUAUAUAAUAUUUCAAUCUUUUAAAUCUUCAAGAUUAAUACGAUGGUCUUCUUGCUUCCAAACAUUCCCUAUAAUCUGAUAGUAUUGUCUUUAAAAAGGUGAAAUCCCAAUAUUUUGGAAUGUAAGCUUGAUGAAGCACUUGAAUUAAGCAGUUCUGCAAGGGGAGGAGCUUGCCCGUGAACCCCAGUCUCUAUUGAGCUCGCAUGCAGCAGAGGGAAAUGUACGUGCGCCAUACUCGUUGAAAAGCCAAUAGUAAGGGACAAAGUUGCCUUGGCCCAAAAUAUGCUCCAGCAAUGUCAUGCUCCGAGAAAUUCUCUGCGGUGAAAGUCACACUGUCUGAGGGGAAAUCUUUCAAUAGCCCAGGUCUAAAGGAUCCUUUGCGUUGGGCGUACGGAGGCUCACGUCCUAACCUGGACUGCCAAAUCCAAAAUAGCGGGACCAACCCAGCGUAUUCGAUCGCGCUUCAGACAAUAAAACAGAUUCAGACACCCCCGGUUGAGCAUGGCUCUGCCGAGUCACCAGUUUCUCCAUGGAGCUGUGAACUGGGAUGGAGAGCACUUGAGUCCCGUCCAGGUUUCUCAUGUCAGCGCGUGUCCCACCAGCGCUUCAAAUCGAAAAGAGGAGCCCUUCUAUUUUUCUGUGGACCAAACAGGGCCAGCUAGACAGCCUCUCGGCAUCUCCGCCUUCAGCAGAUUCAUGACAGAUAUGGGCUCUCUGAACGGCACUGACAACCAUCGUCCAGAGCCUUCUUUUUACUCCGGACACAAACUCCUAUCACUCAAUACCGACACGGAUCCAGAGAGUCCGUCGCACUCUUCCCACUCAGACACCCAACAGUUGCACAGUCUGUCUUUCUCCGCGCCUUCCUGUUCAGAAACUGACAUUAAGCCAGACACGCAUUAUUUAACGACGGAAAGCACUAAAUACCCAAGCAAGUGGAGUGAAUGCAGAACUAACGGGAGCAUCAUCACCACACUGAGCAUCAGUCAGAGAAGCAGGGACGACACAGAGCCAAAUACUCUCCAGACAGACUUUACCGGGAACGAUAAAACUCACAGAGAGAGAACGCAAGACGUGACUUUAGAAAACGCUGCAAAUGGCUGGCUGUCGGCGAAAGCGGGGAGGAAGAAGCGAUGUCCUUACAGCAAACACCAAAUCUUAGAGCUGGAAAAAGAAUUUCUAUUCAACAUGUACCUGACUCGAGAGCGCCGCCUGGAGAUUAGCCGGAGCAUACAUCUCACCGACCGCCAGGUUAAGAUUUGGUUUCAGAAUCGCAGAAUGAAACUGAAAAAAAUGACUCGAGAGCACCAGACAAGGGACCCUGGCACAAAUUUCACUGUCUAGUUUGCUAUGUAAGACGGUUAAAAAGAGCGGACUCAGAGCACAAAUCACUGCUGUUAUCAUUCGUUGCAAGUGGAUUGAUGCAACUGCUGCUUCUGAUGGAUUACCGGGAGGAAGCGAUCAGUCAGAUCUCACCACGGUGUUUCACAAUAUGUGUUCUAUAAGGCAAGUGUAAGGGAGAUCAAUUUAAUACCUCGCAUGAAGAUGAACAGAAAAGUGUAACGAAAUAAGAAGACAAGUCUUUGGCUAUUCGAUGUAAGCUUGUCAUAUUCACACAGGCCCAUGAACAGUGUUUAUUGAUGUCGUUUGAUUCUUUGUAUUUAUUUAUUAUUUUUAUUUGUAUUAUUAUCAUUAUUAUUAUCAUUUUUUUACAGGUUAUGAGUGUUAAAGCGGUUGGUUUUUUUAGACAGGAAAUUUUAUCUGUUAGGUAACUAAGAAUAUUUGCGGACACUCCCGAGUAAAAAAUAAAUAAAUAAAUACAAUCCUAAAAGGAAAUCCAUUAUCAGAGGAGUUACAUCAAUCACAGGUACUGUUGUUUUGUUUAAAAUAUUGUUUGUUGUCUCCUUUAUUGGUACGAGUGAAAAGGCACAGAUUUUCUUCUUAUGCUGAAGUAUGGUCGAAUGUAUAACUUAAAACUGUGAUUCUUAAAAAUUCUGUUUUGAAAAGCAGUGCAUUUUGAAAUAAAAUUUUGCACUACGUGACCAUAAAACGUUUAGUUUGCAUAUUAAGUAUGGUGGUCACUUUGAAAAUUACCUUAUCUGCAGUGUUAUAAUAUGGUAAUGUGACAACGCAUUUUGAAAAAUAAGUAGACCUAUAAAGGUAAAAUUUAAAGGUGUAAUACAAGCUUUACAUUUUAAAUUAGGCCUACUUUUUAAUUUUUGUUUUAUACAGUUCAAGAAUUCAGUUCAUGACAACAUAUAGCUUGGAGAGAAGAAUAACCUGGUAUGAAGCUUUCUUUAGUCUUAUUAUUAAAGGAGAAGACAUUUGUCAAUUGUAUCAAUUACAAAACUUUAAUUACCAGUUGAUUGUGAACUAGUAAUUGUUUUAUUAUUAGAUAUAUUAACAGUUUUUGGCUACUUGAUUUUGGGUGUAGAAUAGAUUAUAUAACAAAAAGACUUUUGAGUUGAAUUUGAACAAAACCUUUUGAAAUUCAGUUUGAUUGAAACGACGACGUGGAGUCCUUGUCUUAACACUAAAUCCAAAAUAAAAUAAAAUAUAUUGUUACUAUUUUUUAUUCAUUUUAUUAUGGCCAUAUAAUUUUAACCAGAGAUAAAAAUGAAAAAAUAAAAUAAAAAAACAACAUAUAAUGUAAGUGCAUCACAAAUGCAAAUUAUAUCGUCUCUGGGAUCAGUUUCUUGUAAAUUUAAAAUGGAGCUCCGAAUUUGAAUUUUAGAAAUUAAGGUGAAGUUAUAUUUACACAUCUGCAUUCAUUUUACUUUCUGCUUUCAUCUGCAUUAUCUCAAAUAUCUCAUCGUUGCAUUGAUAGACCUAUAUUUGAAUGGGCGAAAAAUAUUGUGAGUAUUUUAAAUAUGUGCACUAAGAAAUGUUAACCGGAUAUAAUGGUAUGUGGAGUAUGUGAACUUUAAGUAUGGAUGUUUGAAACUUUGGUAUGUUAAUUUGCACUGUGAAGGAUUUUUAUUAUUAAACUUGAAUUGUGUUAUGAGAUGUGCUAUAUUUUUGUAAGUUUAAAUUAAGUGAAGAUAAAAUGUAUCAGUUGUUUACUUUUGUUCCAUUCUGUCCAAGAGUUUUCUGCGCGUAAGAAAUAAUUCUGAACAUAUGCUGAUGUUGCUUGACGUGAUACAGUUCCUCCUCUUUUGUCUAAGCCAGUCUUUGCUUUGGUGAACCGCCAUGUUGAGAAGGGACAAUCCCCAACGUCAUUGGCCAGGCAGGGGCCUCUUUUUAUAACAGGGGGCAAUAGACCCUUUUAUUGCCGACAGUCUGGAGAGAACCGGAUAUGCUUGUGAACUUAAAUUACUUUAUUUCAAGCAACGUCUUUAAACAGUUCUCGCUAUCUCCUUUCCCCGCAGUGGGUCAGAAAUGUUCCAGUUGAUUUCUUGAGAUUUUAGCUCUAGUGCCCUCUAAUACGGUUCCUCAGUUAAACAGUGCUCUGUUAGAGGACAUAGCACUGAAAUAUGAGUGCUCAUCUGGUUCAGUACUUUUGGACGCUAGACUGCUGGCAGCCUUUCAGGUCUUGCCUUUGAACACGGAGAAGACCAAGCUGGUCUGUGAUUUAGGUAGUUUCAAGUUGUUGGGCUGGACGUUUAAUUUCACAGGAACCUGAAACUGCCUGAAUUGCUCCAGUUAAACACACCAUUGUCCGUUCAACGUGGACUGAGGAUUACAGUGUCGCCUUCAUUGAAAAUACGUGCUUAAUAAUCAACGAGAUUUUUACAGA